AUGCUGACGUUUUUGGUGUGUAGCCAGAUUCCUCGCCGUCAGGUCCAGGGGACAACAGCACAGCGGGCUCGAAACCAGCAGCAGCAGCAUGCCUCGCGAAAGCGUGCCCCGUUGUGUCCCGAGGCCCAUAAAAUUUUGGAUAAGGAGCCCGUCGUGGGAUGGGGACACAGAGAGGGUAAGGGGUGCGUCUACGUAGCCGAGCGUGAUGACCGCGAUGGUCAAUGGAAGAUCGGCGAAUCGGCGGAAUACCCCCCGGAGCGACGCAUGAAAGAAAUCAAGUGUACAGUCUUCGAGUCAUACCCCACCAACUUCAGGUUGAAGAUGGAGAACAUGAUGAAAGCCGAACUCCAGAACUUCAAGUUACCUGGGAAGGUUCCCCAGGAAAACGGAGGAUCCGAGUGGUACGGGAAAGGGCUAAAGAGUGAUCUCAUUGAUGCAAGAGCAAAAUUAUGUAAGAAGGAGAUUGAGUACCAGUGGGGGUAGUGUUCGAGUCGUCUCGGGACGUAGGAAGGGAGUGGGCGUCUCGCGGGUGGUCCGGGAAAAUGAUGUUGGUCAACAACCGGCAAUAGGCGGGCGAGGCAAGGUCGUCGGGAAUCACACGUGUUGGGGGUUGUGUUAGGUGGUGGGGUUGGGGUUGUGUAGUCUCGAGUUUCGGAGGGACCGAGUUGUACUGUUCGAGUAGGAAGUAGUUUUUCGAGUUUUCUGGGGUUUCAGGAGGCACGCCCGGAAGUGGGGAGUCGGUGUCCAUGUCUGGACUUCUCACGGGAAGUCCAGGGAUCUGAUCAUGGUUAAUUUGGGUUAGGGUUGGUCUAGCUGUGUGGUUGGGGUUAUCUUUCUGCCUUUUACGUAGUCACUG
Molecule: messenger RNA, 856 nt
Organism: Ectocarpus sp. CCAP 1310/34
Lineage: Eukaryota; Phaeophyceae; Ectocarpales; Ectocarpaceae
Source: the annotation of a GenBank genome assembly